Messenger RNA from Cuscuta campestris, 2772 nucleotides. The record is from the annotation of a GenBank genome assembly. NCBI's taxonomy places the organism in Eukaryota, Viridiplantae, Streptophyta, Magnoliopsida, Solanales, Convolvulaceae.
CCAGCUUGUUGCUUCGUAUUCAUUCUUUUUAAUUUUAAUACAUAAAUAGAAUUUAAAUAACACAACAUAUCAUCAUUUUGGUGUUCUCAGUGUGAUCUUCCACAGAAACGCUGAACGAAGUGGAAAAGAAUGUGGAAAAGAACUUUUCGUCUGUUCUCUACAGAGGCGGAAACCCCAUCCCUCUACUCCUUUCUCCGGCCAUCAAUCUUCUCUCUCAAAACUGCUCCCCCGCCGUCCUCCGCCGCCGCAUCGAAACCCACCGACGCCACUAAAAAAUCCCUAACCCAUGACCAAAAAUCCAAUCUUGAGGCCGCUCUUCGAGCCUCCCUCACCGCCCACCACACAGAUGAGGCCUGGAAAUCAUUCAAGACUCUCUCCAACAGUUCUUAUUUCCCCAGUAAGCCCUUAGCUAAUUCCCUCAUCACCCACUUGUCUUCCCUCUCCGACACUCAAAACCUCAAGAGGGCAUUCGCGUCUGUGGUUUUCUUGAUCGAAAAGAACCCAGAUUUGCUCUCCCAUGAAACAAUUCGACACUUGCUGACUUCCAUGAGGAAUGCCAACUCGGCGGCGCCUGCUUUUGCACUGGUCAAGUGUAUGCUCAAGAAUCGAUUUUUUGUUCCUUUUAGCGUAUGGGGGAAUGACGUUGUUGACAUCAGCAGAAAAACUGGUAAUUUGGCUGCUUACUUGCCCAUCUUUUACGAGAUUUUUUCUGUUUCUAUGGAUGAGAAAUUGUUGUUCUUGAAACCUGAUUUGGCUGCCUGUAAUGCUGCUUUGGAGUGUUGCUGCCGUGAGGUUGAAUCCGUCAUUGAGGCCAAUAAGGUUGUGGAUACAAUGUCAAGGUUGGGUGUUAGGCCAGAUGAAUAUACUUUUGGAUUAUUAGCCUAUUUGUAUGCAAGAAAAGGGCUAAAAGAGAAAAUUGCAGAGAUAGAAGAUCUUAUAACUAGGUUUGCAUUUCCCAGUAGAAACAUAUAUCUUAGCAGUUUGAUUUCUGGAUACAUAAAGUCGGGCGAUUUAGAAUCUGUAACGGCUACGGUCAUACAUAAUUUGGGAGUCGAUGGAGAAGAAGGUAAAAUAAUUUUAAGUGAGGAAACAUGUGCCGAAAUCGUAAAAGGGUUCCUUGACAAUGGUGGAAUCAAGAGUUUGGCUCAUUUAAUAGUUGAAACACAAAAGCUUGAAUCUUUUUCAGUUACGGCUGAGAAAUCUUUUGGGUAUGGUGUGAUCACUGCUUGUGUAAACCUAGGAUUAUUGGAUAAGGCACACACCAUUCUUGAAGAAAUGAACAUUCAGGGAACUAGUUCAUGUCUCGGCGUCUAUAUCCCAAUACUAAAUGCCUACUGCAAAGAACGGAGAACGGCUGAAGCUACUCAGUUGGUUAUGGAAAUCAGUAGCUCCGGACUCCAGCUAGACGCUGGAAUCUAUGAUUCUCUAAUAGAAGCUUCCAUGUCCUGCCAAGAUUUCCAGUCAGCCUUCUCUCUUUUCAGGGACAUGAGAGAAUCCAGAAUAUCUGACCUCAAAGGUAGUUAUUUAACCAUAAUGACCGGCUUAACCGAAAGCCACCGGCCCGAACUCAUGCUGGCCUUCUUAGAAGAAGUCGUAGAUGACCCACGGGUCGAAUUGGGUACCCACGACUGGAAUUCCAUCAUCCACGCCUUCUGCAAGGCGGGAAAGAUGGAAGAUGCCAAAAGAACCUUCAGGAGGAUGAGUUUCCUGAGGUUUGAGCCGAAUGGGCAAACAUAUAUCUCUCUGAUCAAUGGGUAUGUGGCUGGGGAGAAGUACUUCAAUGUUCUUCUGCUGUGGACUGAGGUGAAGAGGAAGGUUUCGGUUGAAGGGGAGAGGAGACUGAAACUGGACAACAGUUUGGUGGAAGCUUUUUUGUAUGCUCUGGUGAAAGGAGGGUUCUUUGACGCCGUGAUGCAAGUGGUGGAGAAAUCUCAAGAAAUGAAGAUCUUUGUGGAUAAGUGGAGGUACAAGCAAGCUUUCAUGGAAAAGCAUAAGAAGAUCAGAGUGUCAAAGCUGCGAAAAAGGAACACGAGGAAAAUGGAAGCACUGGUUGCUUUCAAGAACUGGGCUGGUCUUAAUGCUUAAUGGCAUAACUACCCUUAUGGGUUCAAUGAUCCUCCGUAACGCCACAUGAUUGGGGUUUCAUUGAAUUUUGAAGUGAUCUCGACCGUUCAUUGACAUAUAGCCACAGUUCACUGGUUUUUCCGACGUGCAGGGUUAUGUUUGGAAGAAAUGGUGCUUUCUUCAAGAGGUUUUUUGUACGUGCCAUAUGUUUUAGCAUCAAAUUUUCACCUCUUGCAGUCUUGCUACUGUAAAACACACAUUCUGCAUUGCUCAGUUGAAUAUAGUGACAUUGAAUACAUCCAUCAUUUCUUUGUAAAUGUUUAUGUUUGGAGCAUAUUGCUGCACACUGGUUCAGACUUUAAGAGUUUGGUAGUUUAGAAGCUUGUCACCCAAUUCUAAUCGGUUCUUGGUCUGAUGGAUCCAAGUUUCUCUAACAAGAUAAACGGAAUCAUAGGCGAGUCCACGGGUUGAAAGGGUAUAGCAGAUUCGAUAUACUCUCUCCGUCCCCGUGUUUUUGUCCACAUUUGACUUUUGGAACUGUUCAUCUAAGCACUUUGACUCAUCAAAUUCUCUCAAUGUGUAAGCCUAAAUAUAGUCAUGUGUGAUCUUGUUUGAUUUGUCUUAACAUAUAGAUUAUUAAUAUAUAAUUUCUAUAAUUUUUUAAUAUACAAAUUACAAGAUAAAAUGGAUUAAAGAAGUGCAUUGGAU